GUGUGCCCAUGGGUGCAAGUGACAGCGUGACCGCGCGGUGCGAGGCGCUCAGCACCCUCCCGGAGCUGACACUGAUUUACUGGUUGGGGAACGGCUCCUUUGUGGAGAAGCUGCCCCCGGCCGCGGCCGCUCGCGAGGAGCCGGUGCGGGAGGAGCCGCGCGGCGCGGGGGUGAUGCUGCGCCGGGACCUGCGCCUGGAGCCCUUCAGCGCCCAUCACUCCCGCACCACCUUCUCCUGCGUGGUGCUCAGCCCGCUCGGGGCGCACACCACGGACCUGCGCUGGCCGCCGCCAGCGCCGGCGCGGGGCUGAGGCCGGGCGGCAGCUCAUGACACGUGUGUACAUCACAACGUGGGUCCUGCUCCGCACCCCCGCGCCGCUGCGUGGGGACACCACCCCUCAUGGAGGCCCGUCCCCCUGGGAUGGGGAUGGGUCUGCUCAGCCCCACGGCUCCCGGUGCCCCUCGCCGAGCCGGGAGCCGCUGCCCGGGCCGGCCCCGGGCCCUGCCCGCAGCGGGCUGUGGGACCCCAGCGGUUAUUAAAGCACAUUGAGGCUG
Strigops habroptila (Kakapo) is the source of this 555-nucleotide messenger RNA. Its product is annotated as interleukin-18-binding protein-like. Gene Ontology annotation, molecular function: interleukin-18 binding. NCBI's taxonomy places the organism in Eukaryota, Metazoa, Chordata, Aves, Psittaciformes, Psittacidae. The record is from RefSeq and is a predicted model, not a curated record. The transcript has 2 exons. The coding region runs from base 9 to 311 and encodes 100 amino acids.